UCACCUUCCAAAGACACAGUUUGUUACCUUUACGAAAAAUCACUGAGUGUGUUACUGUGCACAGAUUUUCACUUGAGACUGGAUGGUUAUGACUUUGAAGAAUAAACUAAGGUUUGCCUUUUCUAAAAAUCAUGGCACCAGAAAAACUACACUCCUCACCAUAUUAUGUAUAUGGUGGGUGCUUACCUGGACUGGUGCCCAAGCGACAAAAGAACACCAGAAUCCUGAGACAUCUAAAAUGGAGAAAAUGAGGAUGAAUGAUGAUUUCAGGCAAAACACAAAUGCAACGUAUGAAACCAAUAAAGAAACUUCCCAACAAUCUGCAGCUAUACACAUUGAAAAUGCCACAGGAGCUAGAGCUACCUCUCAUACUAAUAGUGAUACAAAACCAAUUAGAGCAUUAUCCAGUACUGGUACAGCAGUACCUCCCAGGAGAGUCUCGAUCAAAAAUUCAACAGAAAAAACAAGCUAUACUACAACACUGGCUCCUAGACCUAUUGGAAAUUUACCAGUGAUGACUACUCACUCAACACCUGAUUCAAAUACAGCUACCGUAAAGCUGGUGUUCGACCGCUCAUUUCCUGUUCCCAGUGAGUGUAUGGUCUUGAAUGCUAUCCGAACUCUGCUGAUCUCUCGAUCUGCAAACAUCUCAGAUACAGUAAAAGUACUGGGCUUCUACUAUAAUAAAACCUCAGCCAACUCCUAUGAAGUUAAUUUCAUAAUCAACAUUAGUAUCAUCAUGCCAGAGAACCAUGCCCUCAGGAAAAACACCUACAAGCAAAUCCAAACAUCCAUCAACAACACACUAAACAUAUUAUUAAAUGAACCUGGCGCAGAACCAUUUGAACCCCAUACCUCCUACAUCAUGGGUGUGGACAUUGAAAUAGAGUACAAUUUUGGAUGUGGGGAUUGCAAACGACCAAUCAGCUUCCUAAAUUUACUCGGUGCUUUAGCAACAACUCCAAGAACGACAACAGUUCCUCCAACAACUUCAAGGCAUGACAACAUAACUGGAACUGUAUACAUUUAUAUUAAGGUUAUAUUUGAGAACUUGACACAUGUACCUACCGAGGGUGAUGUUAUCAGUGCUGCUAAUGAUCUCCUGGAAUCAAACAAAUCAGUGAGAGAUCUUGGAAUAGAAGAACUGACUGACCCUGUCAGCAUAAAGAACAUCACCUAUCAGAAAACAGGAAGCAACUCAUAUAGCAUAGACUUUGCAUUCAAAAUCAGCAAUGUGAGCAUGUCUGUGAUGACGGACCAGAGGAGCGCAACAUAUGAGUUAAUACAGUACAAAAUCAACAGCCUGAUGAACACAAUCUUGAAUGCCCCAACUGAGGCAUCAAUUAACUUCUCACAAGCAAAUUACACGGGUAAUGCUACAUUAAUAGAGGCAACUGAAAUAUACAUCUAUAGGGAGUGUGAUAUCAAGUCAACAAGUGAGUUUCUUCUUCAACUCCUAACACUUCAUACACCUCCUGCCAUUGGAUCAGCUGAGGUUCAAACCACCCUGGUGUUCAACUCGUCCUCUCCUGUUCCCAGUGAGAGUUUGGUCCUCGGUGCUAUCGCAGCUCUGCUUAACUCUCGACUCACAAACCUCACUGACUCUGUAACAGUGCUGAACUUCACCUAUGAGAAAAUAUCAGAAACAUCCUAUGCAAUCAUUUUCAUAUUCAAGAUCAGUAACAUCAGCAUUCCCAAGAACCCUAACCUCAGGAACGAAACCCACAGCCAUGUAAAGAGCAUCAUCAAUGACGCUCUAAACAUGCUACUAAAUAGGCCUUGUGCAGUGCGAUUUGAAAGCAACAAUUUCAACUUCACAAGAUCAGAAGAUAAGAUUUAUGGAUACAUUAACUACACUUUCCAACAAUCAGAAACCAAAAAACCAGCCAGCUUCCUCGAUGAACUCAAGAUUAUACCUGGUUUGGUUGUGGUCAAUGCCACCCUGGUGUUCAACUCGUCCUCUCCUAUUACCUGUGAGAGUUUUUACCACAGUGCUCUCGAAGCUCUGCUGAACUCUAGACACACAAACCUUACUGAGUCUGUAAGACUGCUGACCUGUGAGGAAAUUUCAAACACGUCCUACACAGUUAGCAUUAAAUUCAUCAGUAACAUCAGCAUGCCGAGCAACCCUGACCUCAGGAACGACACCUACACACAAGUGGAGAACAUCAUCAAUAACACUGUAAACACACUUCUAAACAAUCCUGGUUCAGAUCCAUGCAAUCCCACUACCUCCAACUUCACGAGUUCAGAGAAUAAAGUUACUGGUUACAUGGAAUACAAUCUCAAAGUCUCCCUCAAUCAGACUGGGAAAGCUACAGUGCCGACUUCUCCAGAACCUCCAUCCACAAUCAACGGAUCAGCUGUGGUUCAAACCAGGCUGGUGUUCAACUCGUCCUCUCGUGGUUGCACUCAGAGUGUCAUUCCCAAGUUUAUCGCAUGGCUGAUUGAGUCUGAACUCAAUAAACAGAGUCAGAGUGUCGUUCUCCAUGUUCUCGAAGCUCUGCUGAACUCUACACUCUCAAACCUCACUGAGCCUGUAAAAGUGUUGAAUUACACCAUUGAGGAAAUUUCAAACACCUCCUACGCAGUUAACAUUACAUUCAGCAUCAGUAACAUCAGCAUGCCGAACAACCCUGACCUCAGGAACGAUACCAACACCCAAGUGGAGAACAUCAUCAAUAACGCUGUAAAUACACUUCUAUAUAAAUCUGGUUCAGAUCCAUUAAAACCCACUAACUCCAACUUCACGAGUUCAGAGAAUGAAGUUACUGGUUACAUGGAAUACAACCUCCAAACCUCCCUCAAUCAGACUGGGAAUGCUACAGUGCCGACUUCUCCAGAACCUUCAUCCACAAUCAACGGAUCAGCUGUGGUUCAAACCAGGCUGGUGUUCAACUCGUCCUCUCCUGUUUGCACUCAGAGUGUCAUUCCCAAGUUUAUCGCAUGGCUGAUUGAGUCUGAACUCAAUAACCAAAGUCAGAGUGUCGUUCGCCAUGUUCUCGAAGAUCUGGUGAACUCUAAACUCAAAAACCUCACUGAGCCUAUAAAAGUGUUGAAUUACACUGUUGAGGAAAUUUCAAACGGCUCAUACGCAGUUAACAUUACAUUCAGCAUUAGUAACAUCAGCAUGCCGAGCAACCCUGACCUCAGGAACGACACCUUCACCCAUGUGGAGAACAUCAUCAAUAACACUGUAAACACACUUCUAUAUAAACCUGGUUCAGAUCCAUUAAAUCCAGCAACCUCCAACUUCAGGAGUUCAGAGAAUGAAGUUACUGGUUACAUGGAAUACAAUCUCAAAGUCUCCCUCAAUCAGACUGGGAAUGCUACAGUGCCGACUUCUUCAGAACCUCCAUCCACAAUCAACGGAUCAGCUGUGGUUCAAACCAGGCUGGUGUUCAACUCGUCCUCUCCUGUUCUCAAUGAGAGUGUCCUCCCCAAAAUUAUGGCAUUAUUGAUUGACUCUAAACGCCAAAACAUUGAUGAGAGUGUCGUCCUUGGUGUUCUCCAAGCUCUGCUGAACUCUAUACUUUCAAACCUCACUGAGCGUGUAAAAGUGUUGAAUUACACCAUUGAGGAAAUUGCAAACGGCUCCUACGCAGUUAACAUUACAUUCAGCAUCAGUAACAUCAGCAUGCCGAGCAACCCUGACCUCAGGAACGAUACCUUCACCCAUGUGGAGAACAUCAUCAAUAACACUGUAAACACAAUUCUAAACAAUCCUGGUUCAGAUCCAUUAAAACCCACUACCUCCAACUUCACGAGUUCAGAGAAUGAAGUUACUGGUUACAUGGAAUACAAUCUCAAAGUCUCCCUCAAUCAGACUGGGAAUGAACAAAGCACAAGAACUACCGUGACGACUUCUCCAGAACCUCCAUCCACAAUCAAUGGAUCAGCUGUGGUUCAAACCAGGCUGGUGUUCAACCCGUCCUCUCCUGUUCUCAAUGAGACUGCCGUCCUCAGUGCUCUCCAAGCUCUGCUGAACUCUACACUCUCAAACCUCACUGAGCCUGUAAAAGUGUUGAAUUGCACUGUUGAGGAAAUUUCAAACGGCUCCUACGCAGUUAACAUUACAUUCAGCAUCAGUAACAUCAGCAAGCCGAGCAACCCUGACCUCAGGAACGAUACCUUCACCCAUGUGGAGAACAUCAUCAAUAACACUGUAAACACACUUCUAAACAAUUUUGGUUCAGAUCCAUUAAAACCCACUACCUCCAACUUCACCAACGGAUCAGCUGUGGUUCAAACCAGGCUGGUGUUCAACUCGUCCUCUCCUGUUCUCAAUGAGACUGCCGUCCUCAGUGCUCUCCAAGCUCUGCUGAACUCUACACUUUCAAACCUCACUGAGCCUGAAAAAGUGUUGAAUUACACUGUUGAGGAAAUUUCAAACGGCUCCUACGCAGUUAACAUUACAUUCAGCAUCAGUAACAUCAGCAUGCUGAGCAACCCUGACCUCAGGAACGAUACCUUCACCCAUGUGGAGAAGAUCAUCAAUAACACUGUAAACACACUUCUAAACAAUUUUGGUUCAGAUCCAUUAAAACCCACUACCUCCAACUUCACCAAUGGAUCAGCUGUGGUUCAAACCAGGCUGGUGUUCAACUCGUCCUCUCCUGUUCUCAAUGAGACUGCCGUCCUCAGUGCUCUCCAAGCUCUGCUGAACUCUACACUUUCAAACCUCACUGAGCCUGAAAAAGUGUUGAAUUGCACUGUUGAGGAAAUUUCAAACGGCUCCUACGCAGUUAACAUUACAUUCAGCAUCAGUAACAUCAGCAUGCCGAGCAACCCUGACCUCAGGAACGAUACCUUCACCCAUGUGGAGAACAUCAUCAAUAACACUGUAAACACACUUCUAAACAUUUUUGGUUCAGAUCCAUUAAAACCCACUACCUCCAACUUCACGAGUUCAGAGAAUGAAGUUACUGGUUACAUGGAAUACAUUCUCCAAAACUCUAGGAAAGCAAUGGAUCAGCUGUGGUUCAAACCAGGCUGGUGUUCAACUCGUCCUCUCCUGUUCUCAAUGAGUCUGCCGUCCUCAGUGCUCUCCAAGCUCUGCUGA
Ictalurus punctatus (channel catfish) is the source of this 5062-nucleotide messenger RNA. RefSeq lists its product as uncharacterized. The coding region runs from base 83 to 5062 and encodes 1659 amino acids. The transcript is spliced from 47 exons. The record is from RefSeq and is a predicted model, not a curated record. Lineage: Eukaryota; Metazoa; Chordata; Actinopteri; Siluriformes; Ictaluridae.